ACAACGGCAGAGAUCAGAGUCAGUUACGACGGCGCUGACCAAAGAAAAAACGCGUCUCUGGAGAAAAUUCGUCCCAGAGAAGAAGAAAAAGCCGAGAGAGGAGGUGAGAAGAAAUCAGAAUUGAGAAGCAACAAACAAUGGCUUUAACGAUCUACACUUGCAAAGAAUGCGGAUCAGAUCUGAAUCUAAACCCUAACGAUUUAUUUCCUCCCGAUUUCUACUUCGAAGCCGGUAACAAAGGAACGCUCUCAUUCGCCGCCGUCGACGCCGAGAAAUUCCGAUUUGAAAAAGAAGACAAGAUCAUGCCUUUCUUCGAAACCCUAAAUUACUGGGGAAUCCAACGGAAACGAACCAAGAUCAAGUGUAAUAGUUGCAACCACCUCAUCGGCUACAUCUACGACGAUGGUCCUCCGCUCACUGGUGGUAUUGGUCAAUACGGAUUCGGUCCGAGUCAAGUCAUUCCUCGUGCUCCUCGAUAUCGAUUCAAAACCAAGGCGGUUCAAGUCUCGUCCCAGACUUAGCUGAAGCAAAAGGGUUGUUUAAGGCUUUACAUAGAUAUGUAUAAACUUGUCAAAAGGGUUAAUAGGAUUGUAGAUGUUUGUUGCUUAAAAAUCAGGUCAUAAAGGCAGUUAGACCUUUGUGUUGCCAUCGUUCUUGGCGCUCGCUUCACCAAAAGCGCCAAGACCGAUGGCAACAAGGAGGUUUAACCGCCUUCUGAGCUGAUUUUUGUUACUUGCUUUUGAAGAAACAUCUACUAUCCUAUUCUCUGUUUUAUCUCUUGUCUAUUGUAGAAUCCGGUAUAGUGAAUCGGAUCGAGUAGCUAGUUUAGUUAAGAUGUGUGGUUGGCUUGGAUUUUGAUCAUAUAUGUAAUGUUUGUGUUUGUUGUGAAUUUGAAUCACAUGGUUUGGGGAUGAUUGUUCGUCGUUCGAUGAUUUGGUGAUGCAUCUUUUCGUAUUUUGUUCAAUAAGCAUCGGUUUGUUUUA
Molecule: messenger RNA, 983 nt
Organism: Arabidopsis lyrata subsp. lyrata
Lineage: Eukaryota; Viridiplantae; Streptophyta; Magnoliopsida; Brassicales; Brassicaceae
Product: peptide methionine sulfoxide reductase MsrB
Exons: 1
Coding region: 138-521 (127 amino acids)
Source: RefSeq, a predicted model, not a curated record